This is a messenger RNA of Pyricularia oryzae 70-15, 1417 nucleotides long. RefSeq names its product palmitoyl-protein thioesterase 1. Gene Ontology annotation, molecular function: thiolester hydrolase activity; palmitoyl hydrolase activity. Lineage: Eukaryota; Fungi; Ascomycota; Sordariomycetes; Magnaporthales; Pyriculariaceae. The transcript is spliced from 2 exons. Bases 316 to 1314 code for a protein of 332 amino acids. Gene Ontology annotation, cellular component: lysosome. The record is from RefSeq and is a predicted model, not a curated record.
AUAUUUGCAUUGAAACUGCUUUUGACAAUUUGCUUGCUUGAAUUUGGAACUUUGAACUCUUUGAAGUUUUGUAGUACUUGCAUCACAUCCGUUCCCAGGCGAUUUGCUUUCACUCAAGAUUGUGAGCUCCUUGGCUGGUAGCUGGGCUGGUAGUCCCAAGUGUUUAUUUGCUGCCAUAGCUCUUUAAGUUAGCUUCGCCACCUACCUCUCCUCGGUUUGACUUGAAACCUUGCCGCCCCAGCUUGCUGCAAUUGCAACCCAGGACAACACAACUCUCUCCAUCUCCUCUGUUUAUCCUUCGCCUCAGUAAUCGAGAUGUCGCUAUCAUACUAUUUGAAACAUUUGUUCUUGGGGUCACUGGUGACCUCCACGCUGGCUCGUCCCCAGCAAAAGCCCCUUGCUGACGAUGAUGACGACACCCCUCUGCCGGUAGUGAUCUGGCAUGGACUUGGCGAUGAUUACUCGGCCCAGGGCCUUCGUCAGGUUGGCGAGAUUGUCGAAGCGGCCAACCCUGGAACCUUUGUAUACUUCAUCCGCAUGGACGACAAUGCAUCACAGGAUCGCAGCGCGACCUUUUUCGGCAACCUGACGGAGCAGGUACAGAAGGUCUGCGACGACAUUGCCAGCCACCCCAUUCUCUCGACGGCCCCUGCCAUCGACGCGCUCGGCUUCAGCCAGGGCGGCCAGUUCCUACGUGCGUACGUCGAGCGCUGCAACUCGCCCCCGGUCCGCAGCCUGGUCACGUUUGGCUCUCAGCACAACGGAAUCAUUGACUUCAAGGCCUGCUCCGCCACCGACUUCCUCUGCAAGGGCGCCAUGGCCCUACUUCGCGGAAACACCUUUUCGCAGUUUGUGCAGAGCCGUCUGGUGCCCGCGCAGUACUUCCGCGACCCGGCCAACAACUAUGACAAGUACCUCGAGUCCAGCAACUUCCUGGCCGACAUCAACAACGAGCGCGCGCUCAAGAACCAGACCUACAAGAAGAACCUUGCCAAGCUGGUCAACUUUGUCAUGUUUGCCUUCGAUGAAGACACCACCGUCAUCCCAAGGGAGACGGCGUGGUUUGAGGAGGUCAAUGGCACCGAGGUCAUCCCUCUUCGCGCCAGAAAGCUUUAUACGGAGGACUGGAUCGGUCUCCGUGAGCUGGACCGCAACGGUGGCUUGAAGCUGAGGACCUGUCCCGGCGAGCACAUGCAGCUUUCUGAUGAAUUGCUCAACAAGACAUUCACUGAGUUCUUUGGGCCCAACAACAAGAAGUUUGGCAUGGGCGGCCAAGCGGGUGAUCUGGAUGUCACGCGGGAAGACGAGCUUUAGGUGUUAACCUAGCUAUGGAGUGCAUGUACAACAGUUGUUUGAUAGCAUAGGAUCCAGGCCUCUGAUAAGAAAUUGCAUAGUUCCCACAUUCUAGGUUGUAAUA